Messenger RNA from Exophiala dermatitidis NIH/UT8656, 1851 nucleotides. Its product is annotated as 7-alpha-hydroxysteroid dehydrogenase. The transcript is spliced from 2 exons. Gene Ontology annotation, molecular function: oxidoreductase activity, acting on the CH-OH group of donors, NAD or NADP as acceptor. NCBI's taxonomy places the organism in Eukaryota, Fungi, Ascomycota, Eurotiomycetes, Chaetothyriales, Herpotrichiellaceae. Bases 464 to 1591 code for a protein of 375 amino acids. The record is from RefSeq and is a predicted model, not a curated record.
AACAAGUUCCCUUUGGACACCCUGUUGUGAUAGCUCUCCGCUGUUGAUCGAUUUCCUUUUUCUUCUGAUUUCUUUGUACAGCGACAUAUAUGGUGCCUGAAGUUUGUUUAUUGUUUAACUGUAUUUACUGUACGAUUUUCAUAUUUCAAAAUCGAUCGAUGCUGGCAGGAUCCAGCUGAAACUUGAACCGCAACAAAAGUCUUCGCGUCACCACUCUGUCUCAUCGACCUCCAUGAAGCAUUAACCGGCCGGUCAUUUCUCCUUUUUCCCUGGUUCAGGAGGACAAAGAAACGAAGGUCAAGGUCGAGAUUGUUGAGUCGUCGAGUUGUCUCAACCUGACGGCCACCUUGCAAACUCUCAUCGAUACCGGCAUUGACAUCGGCCAUCGACACUAAUUUGUUGAUCAUCUGCGACAGCACAAACUUGAACCCAACGAAGCACCAGUUAAGGAGGGGAUAAUAUUAUGGCGUCUACUCCUACCCCGUCCAGGUCGAUACCUGUACAAUCCAAACCAAAACCAUGGUACCGCUACAUCACGCUGGACCUCCUACUGCUGAUCCUAGCCAACUCGAUCUUCCACCCGUGGAUAAGCCUGAUUUUCUACCUGUGUCUGGCCUCAGUGCACAAACACCGCGAGCCACUGGCCUACUAUACGCUGUACUACACGGCGGCGUUGGCCGUGGUAGAGUGCGCGAUCUGGAUCAACCAUCGUGUCGCCCAUGGGCCGCAUCGCAAAGUCGACUGGGAGAACGAGGUCGCCGUGGUCACGGGCGGCGGGUCCGGGCUGGGAAGAGUGAUUGCGCAGAUGCUCGUGAGAAAGGGGGUCAAGGUUGCGAUCUGGGAUGUCAAAGAGCCUGAUGCGGAGGCCUUGGAUGAGAUGGAGAGGUGGGAUUUGGUUUGGCAUCAGGUCGAUGUCGCGAGGCUGGAUGAGGUCCAGAGCGCGAUGGACAGUGUUGUUGAUGAGCUCGGUAGUCCCACGAUUCUCAUCAACAACGCCGCCACAACCGUAUCCGCGCUUCCGUUGGUCUCAACCCUCAAGAAUCCAUCGUCUUUGUCACCCGAACAGGCCAGCAGGACCUUGGAGAUCAACACGCUGUCACACUUCAAUACCCUGUCAGUCCUGCUUCCUCGGCUUAUAGCGUCGGCAAAGGGUGCGCAUAUCGUCACCAUCUCCUCGAUCCUGUCACACCUGGCACCCGCCUGCUUGGCGGAUUAUGCAAUGUCAAAGGCCGCUGUGUCGUCACUCCACCAGACUCUCUGUCACGAACUCCGAAACCAUCCAGAUCCCACUGUCUUUGCACGGGUCAAGACCCUCCUCGUCGAACCCGGCCAACUUGAUACUCAGCUGUUUGCUGAUAUCACGUCCGUCCCCUUCUAUGCACAUUUCUUCGGCCCUGUGCUGGCUGCCAAGGACGUGGCUAAGGAUAUCGUCCGUACCAUAGAGAGGGGUGAUGGAGGGGUUUUGAGGUCCCCGUUCUAUGCCAAGUGUAUGCCGUUAUAUGGUGCUUUGCCGGGUUCGUUGCAGUUGUUAAUGCGUUGGUUCAGUGGGAUUGAUAGAGCCAUUGUUGGAAGGGACAAAAGGACUUCAUAGAGCAUGAGGUGCCGUGGUUCGAUGUGAUAGCAUGUUAUGGUGCUCGUCUCUCCAGCAUGAGCCGUCAUGUCGAGGUUUAAUUUUGCUCGUCUCAAGUGCUCGUUCUGAAAAGAUAGCUUCAGUAGCAGUCGCCGUGUUCACUUGAGUUGUGUUGCAGUAUGGAUAAAAAGUGCGACAGGCUCCUGUCGAGCUGAAAAGCCUCGCGUUCGUGUAUGUCCCUCAGUCAUCCUCAAGAAUCGUAAUACCAGCUUCCUUGACCG